UUUGGCCUACGUCUCAGGAAGUGAAUUCAGAGAUUCUGCAAGGGGAGAGAGCUGUCAACUGCUACAUUUGACUCUCUGUUUUGUUGUUUAAGUAAAGAAAAUCCCUUUUGUUAUUGUCCAAAGUGGUCAUCAAAGUUAUAGGAUGAUGUUUUCUCCGCGGGUCCUGAAAUCUGCAUCGUCCUUGAUGUGCAGGGGUUUUUCAGUGGGUCAGAUGUCCAGACAAGGGAAGGCUCCUGACAUGUCUGAAGGAAAUGCACAUUUGCUUGUGAGCAAUGUUCGCAACAGGCUGAGGGAGAUUGUUGGAGCAUCUACCAAUUGGAAAGAUCAUCAGCAAGCUUUGGCUGAGCGUGCAUCACUAAGUCAGUAUCUUGCUCAGAGUCAGGAGGAGCUUCCCGCAAAGACAAUGAAGGACAGUGAAAUUGAGGCUCACCUACCUCUAGGUACCCGGCCUGAAUUAAGAGAGAAGUACCUCAACUUUCACAACAGUGUCAGGUUUGGCCGGAUUUUGGAAGACCUGGACAGUUUAGCAGUGCUAAUUUGUUACUCACACACAUGGGAUAAAGAGCUGAAGAAGUCUCCACUGUCUAUUGUCACCGCCCUAGUGGACAAGAUUGAUAUGAGAAAACACAUAAUCUACCCAGACUGUGACAUCAAGUUCAAAGGUCACGUGACAUGGGUUGGCAAAACCUCAAUAGAAGCUAAAAUGCGCAUGUCUCAGUACCACGAUGGCGCAUACAGCGAUGUAUUAGAUGCCACGUUUGUAAUGGUUGCCAGAGAUCCAGAAAACAAAAGGGCAGCUUUCAUCAACCCUCUUAAACCAGAGGGGCCAGAGGAAGAGGCCAUUUUUCAACAGGGGGAGAUUAACAAGGCGAGGCGGGUGGAGCUGAGCACAGCCUCGCUUCUUAAAGUGGCUCCCACAGCUGAGGAGCGAACCCUCGUUCACAACCUCUUCCUUAACACUUUGGACACCAGAACUGUGAGUUUUCGGAGUCGGAUUUUACCGCCCAAUUCAGUAUGGAUGGAAGAUGCCAAAAUGAAAGGAUUGGAGAUUUGCCAUCCACAGGAAAGAAACAUUUUUAAUCGGAUAUUUGGUGGUUUUCUGAUGAGAAAAGCUUAUGAACUGGGUUGGGCCAAUGCCUGUGCAUUUGCUGGCUGCAGACCAUCCCUGGUUGCUGUAGAUGACAUUGUUUUUCGGAAACCAGUGGAAAUAGGUUCCUUGCUAUUGCUUUCCUCUCAGGUUUGUUACACAGAAGGGACGCACAUUCAAGUCAGGGUUCACACAGAGGUACUCGACCCUUUGACCCGGCAACAUAGCACCACCAACGUGUUUCACUUCACUUUACGUGUUGAGAAGGACGUCCCAGCUGUUGUACCACAGAGCUAUGGAGAAUCUAUGCUUUACCUGGAUGGAAAGAGGCAUUUUGAUGAGACCGUAAAGAACCAAAGCUGAGCAUUCUGGGAUGUAUGUUCCUGCCAAAGCCCCAGCAACGGCUAUCACUAAAGUUAUAUGAGUGUGUGUAUCAUAUAUGAGGAUACUGUUUUAUUUGAACAGUUUGUUCGUUUUAUUUUCAUAUAGUGGUUUACCAAUGUUUUUUUUUUUAUGGCCGAUGGCGAUACCGAUUUUGAGAAAGCAGUGUUGCUAUUAGGCGAUAUGAGGCUUUAUAUAACGCACAUGUAAUUGCAGUAAAUGAGGGACAAAUAGAAAAUUGGUGAAAUGGCUAUUGCAUUUUUUUUAAAGAAUAAGCCCUUUUUAAGUACUGGUAUUUAAAAAAAAUAAUAUUUACAAGACAUAUGUAAUGUUUGAACAAACAUCUGGUAUAAAUAUGAAUAAUGAUUUGUCAUUUUACUGUCUGUCAGACUUUGGUUUUACAUCUUUUCACAAUUUUAAGGAACAAAAAGAUGUAUUGGGCGAUUGAAAUGAUUAAUCAGCUAAUGCCAAUAAUUACAAAAAUAAUCCAAAAUAUCAACCUAUAUAUCUGCCACUGCAAUAUAUCUCUCUAUCACUAUUUUCAUAACAUGUUACAUUGCCUUCUGCAGUUAUCUAUUCUAUGCACUUAUAUAGCGGUUUUAUUGCAAUUUUACAGUUUACAGUGGGAGAGACACUUUAGGAGAAGAAUGUUGUUUUUGGGUUUGUUAAAAGGUUAAGGUUAAUGUAUAGGAUAGGGUAAAUUUUUCCCACCUGUUGUGGGUAGUGAUACUACAAAUUAAUAAAAAUAUUAUAAGUAGUCAACUUGGGGUUUAACACCAGGCUUUAUGCAGACACUGUGCAGUCUUCAACGGGCAACAAAAAAUCUGAUUUUGUGCUUUAUUGAUUUGGGACUUUAUGGAUAACCUUAACUUACCUUAAAAUGAACUGUAUGAGGUUAACAUUUUGAAUGUACAGAUUGACAUGAUCUGUGUCUGUUUCCAUUUUUUCACUACCUGUGCCAGAAUAACAAAAACCUGACCAAUGAAUUUAUGUCUUUUAAAUGUUUUUGUGCACAAAAUGUAUUUAUCAGCAUAAAUAAAUGUUUUUUUUUUAUA
Molecule: messenger RNA, 2523 nt
Organism: Paramisgurnus dabryanus
Lineage: Eukaryota; Metazoa; Chordata; Actinopteri; Cypriniformes; Cobitidae
Product: acyl-coenzyme A thioesterase 9, mitochondrial-like
Biological process (GO): acyl-CoA metabolic process
Cellular component (GO): mitochondrion
Molecular function (GO): fatty acyl-CoA hydrolase activity
Source: RefSeq, a predicted model, not a curated record